GUCCUUCCUCCUCCCGCUUAUUCCUUCGCUUUGCCAACAUCUCCACCUCGUCAGCUCUAAUCACAUCCCGGACCUCCCCUUUGCUGAUUGCGUACGCUCCCAUUGGUGGCAUCGUAGCCUCGCUGCUGCUGCCUCCUCUUUUCACCUCGUAGCCCGGCUACUCGGGCCCAUCGGCCUUUGGCGCUUCCUUUCUUGAGUGCAGCCGGGGGAUCCCGCUGCAUCGCUCCACUCCGGAGAUUGUCCUCGGGUCAAGGCAAAUUCCUCCCCAGGUACCUGAUUGACCAUUCAGGGCCGCGAGCAGCAUCACCUCAUUCCUCGUAGCACCCUGGCACCGCUGUCGCCAUCUCCGAGCACUCUACUCUCACCGGCGCACUCCUUUGCCAGAGAUUCCCUCGGCCGCGAUUCCCGUCGCAGCACCUCUUCUUUUCCUCCUCCCUCUCCUUCCUCAAGGGUCUCUCUAUUGCCGCCUGAUACCUCGCAAUGGGUCUACUCACCCUCGGCACUCCACUCUCCUGGCCGGAAACAAAGGCGCUUUCUUCCCAUGUCCGCCAGCAUGGUAUCACCCAGCUCCUCUCUCUCUGGGCAAAGGUCAAGGACCGCAGGGGAGAUGCUGUGCUGUGGGGAGACGAAAUCGAGUACAUCGUCGUAUCUUUCGAUGAAGCCAGCAAGAAUCCUCGGCUCAGUCUGAGGCAGGGAGAGAUCCUCAAAGUCCUGGCCGUAAGCCAUGAGCGCAGCUGUCAAGAGGUAGAAGCUGAAGACGAAGAAGGCCAAGGUGGGAGUGGGGCCAGCAGGGCUGAUCAGAUCCCCACCUUUCACCCCGAAUAUGGGCGCUACAUGCUUGAGUCUACACCCGGCUGCCCCUUUGGAGCUACUCCCGCGCAGCUCUGCUCUGUCGAGGGGAACAUGCGGAUGCGGAGAAGGAUUGCCAAGCGUCAUCUUCUGCCCAACGAGCUACCUCUGACCCUCACCAGCUUCCCCAGGCUGGGCGUGACCGACGUGCCCUUCCUGGACGACGAGACACUGGUACCCAAUGGCAAAGCCUCUCAGUCCCUCUUUCUUCCAGACGAGAUCAUCAACCAGCACGUGCGCUUCCCAACCCUCACCGCCAAUAUCAGGUCUAGACGAGGGUCAAAGGUAGCCAUCAACCUUCCAAUCUACAAGGACGUCAACACCCCUUCUCCUUUCAUUGACCCAUCCAUCCCUUGGGACCGUAAGCUCUUCCCAGGCGACUCCGAAGCCAAGGACGGUGCAGCAAAGGUGGACCACAUCUACAUGGACUCGAUGGGCUUCGGUAUGGGAUGCUGCUGCUUGCAGGUCACAUUCCAGGCAUGCUCGGUGACAGAAGCCCGGGCGACGUACGACCAGCUGGUGCCCGUCACCCCUCUGCUCCUGGCUUUGAGCGCCGCUUCCCCUGCCUACCGAGGCUACCUAGCCGACGUCGAUGCCCGGUGGUCCGUUAUCUCCGGCGCAGUCGAUGAUCGUACCCCGCACGAGCGCGGGGAGGCUCAAUGCGACAACGCGGUCAAUGGGGAUGGGGAGCAAGUAGGGCCCAACGGCAACACCUCGUGCCGGAUGUACAAGUCUCGCUAUGACUCUGUCUCUUCCUACCUCUCACUGUCCCCUCUCUCUAGGCCAGAGGUAUACAACGAUGUCCCACUGCCCAUCCAUCAGCCCACAUACGAGCGGCUCAUGGCUCCCGUGGAGCAAGGUGGAGGCGGUAUGGAUGCCCUCCUUGCGCGUCACUUUGCCCACCUCUUCACCCGCGAUCCUCUCGUCAUCUUCUCCGAGCGCAUCGACCAAGACGACGAAGACUCCAUGGACCACUUUGAGAACAUCCAGUCCACCAACUGGCAAACGAUGAGGUUCAAGCCACCCCCGCCCAAUUCAGACAUUGGUUGGCGAGUGGAAGUGAGGAGUAUGGAGGUGCAAGUGACCGACUUUGAGAAUGCAGCAUUCAGCGUUUUUGUCGUCCUCCUCACACGGGCUAUCCUGCGUUUUGGCCUCAACUUCUACAUUCCCAUCAGUAAAGUCGACGAGAACAUGCACAAGGCGCAAAAGCGGAACGCUGUGCUUAGUGAGAAGUUCGCUUUCCGGAAAGAUGUCAUGGGCGCCGGCAGGGAGAGGCGCGGUGCCAGUAAAGAAGCUCAGCUCCACGACAACAUUGGCAGCAGUUCCUUGAGGUCAAGCUCGACUGCUCCUCGUACCCAACCAAAGGUCAUGUACGGUGUCAACUCGACUUGGACUACUCCUUCGAGCUCCCGUGCCGCAAGUCCUGCCAAGCCUCCUCCCGGUGCAGGCAAGACGGCUCCGAAUGGUCACUCUGCCAGCAGUAGCAUCGAUGUCGAAGAUGAGUACGCAGAUUUCACAAUCGAUGAGCUCAUCAAUGGGACAACAGCAGCUCGACAGAGGGAAGCAGAACGCUCUGGCUCCCCUUCUUCGUCCUCCUCUUCUUCGGCAGACAGUGUUGAAUUCCCCGGUCUCCUCACCCUGGUACACGACUACCUCGACUCCCUACCCGCUCCCGCCCACGGCAACAGUUCCAGUCCUCUCACCGGUCUCUCCCACUCACGUAGCGAGCUCAACCUCUACCUCUCUCUCAUCUCACACCGCGCAUCGGGAAGACUCGUCACUGCCGCCACGUACAGCCGUUCUUUCAUCCGCUCCCACCCGCUGUACAAGGGGGAUAGCUUCAUCUCUAAAGAAGUCUGCUUUGACUUGGUCAAGCACCUCGACGCAGUUGAGAGGGGAGAUGUGAGUGCUGAUGAAUUCCUACCUGCAGGGUAUGCAGAGAGGCGCAGAGAAUUAGAGAGGAGAGAAUGUACAGGACGUCAUGAUGGGUCAACUCCAGGUUUGGGAGAGAAGGAGGAAAAGGAAGGUACAAGAGGAGGGAUGAAGGAUGCAGCUACUGAAGCCGAGCGAGUUCUUCGCUCUGAAGAAUGGGAAACAGCAGCAGAGCACACACCGCCUACUUUGGAAGAACGAUCAGCCAAAGGUGGUGCACAAGGGACUAGUGUGCGAAGUGGUGAUCGGAUGAAGGAGGAAAAGGAUCAGCUUCUGGGACCUGGAGUUAGAGUCGGAGUCGGAGCCGGAGUCGGGAGGGAAGCUGGAGCUGGUGCUGGAGCUGGUGCUGGUGCUGGUGCUGGUGCUGAGCAGCGGUAAGAUCCAACAUUAGAAGGUCGAGGCGAUGGAGGGCGCUGGGCAGGGAAAAGGUAUUAUACGAUCUUUUCCAUUCUCCAUUCUGUUUACACGGCCCGGUCUUGAGCAUUACUGAAAGUUAGGAAGUCAGAAAGUCAGAAAGUCAGAAGUUCAAGGUUGUUGAAUCUUUAGAGGGUAUCAAUGCAUUACAUAUC
Microstroma glucosiphilum is the source of this 3350-nucleotide messenger RNA. RefSeq names its product GCS-domain-containing protein. Gene Ontology annotation, cellular component: glutamate-cysteine ligase complex. NCBI's taxonomy places the organism in Eukaryota, Fungi, Basidiomycota, Exobasidiomycetes, Microstromatales, Microstromataceae. Gene Ontology annotation, molecular function: glutamate-cysteine ligase activity. The transcript has a single exon. Gene Ontology annotation, biological process: glutathione biosynthetic process. The coding region runs from base 481 to 3159 and encodes 892 amino acids. The record is from RefSeq and is a predicted model, not a curated record.